AUGAAGGGUACCUUGAAAAUCAAUGUUGAUGUAUCUAUGUAUACAUCCGUUGAAUUAUUGAAAGAUCUUCGCGUGAUAAAUGAGAUUUCGAAGAAAGUAAUCGAUAUUUUACAAGAAAAAGGACAGGAAGCGCGUUCAAGUGUCAUUGACAAGGCCAGUAAAAAUGCCGUAUCUCUUCUUUUAUCGAAGAAGAAAGGAAAAGUAGGUUCAGUUUUAUCUGUUUAUUUACCGACAAAUACGAUAGAACCAUUACACGAUACAGUUGUGCCUACUGUUUCGUCCGAUGAAGAUUCAUCGCUGAAAUCUUCUAUCCAUGUUCGUGAAUUGAGAAAAGAACUAAGCUUACAGAUAAGUCAUAUCGUUCAGUCAGCGCGUGUUCAUGCUGCUGGUAAAAGCGUAAUACGUAUUCUACGUAAGACCAGUAGUUUUAGUUUAUUCUUUAAGUGCCUUCGUCCUUUAACUGAAGUCGUCUCAAUUGGAGAUUUUAUUCAAUAUCGAAAUGACGAUAAAUUAAGUCCUAUCCUGUUGAUUCGUAAAAAUAAUAAUGAAUCAGAUGUUUUUCAGUUUUAUCCAUCGUCGAACAUAGUAGAAAUAACGUUCAAUGAUACGCUCAUCAAGAAAAUUCUGUCUUCGUUUGACCUGUUAGGAACACUAGAUAUCGAUGAACUUUCAUAUCUUAUCAAUGAAUGUACUUUCAUGUGUGAUCUGAAACUAGAUACUCUAGCUCUUGAAGAAGCUCUUAAAACGAAAAUUCUAUUUGAUUUUAGAAAAGCUGAACAGAUAGAUGAGCUUCGAAACCAAGAUGAUCAAGUUCCUACCGAAACCUCGCCUUCUUUGAGUGAAGAGGAAAUAGAUGCUAUCGUAGGUCGAACAUAUACGACACGAGGUAUUAAACGUUCGUACGAAGAAGAUCCGAUCGUCAUUGAACCAAAUCGAAAUGAGUAUCGUCAAAAUAAAAUGAUCAAAGAUAAAAGAGAUUUAUUACAUUUAAAAGAUACUUAUUAUCUUACAGAUGCUGCUUUAAAAGCGAUCUCUCAAUAUGUUCGAAGUAAAAGAAAACUGUUUUCGUUAAAAGAAAUCGAAAGACUAAGGAAAAAAACCAAUAGCAGAUUUCCUAUUCUACAUACUAAAACAAGUGCAUACGUCAGAUUUGAAUAUGCUGUGCGUACAGCUAUAUUCGUUGCGCGGAAAUACGAACAGAAACUCGAUCAAUUCGAUACACUGAACAUCCGUUUCAAUAUGGAUGGCACUUUGAUAGGAAACAAACAUAUAGUCGCAAUAUCUAUUAAUUGUCUUGAAGGCGGUAAUCAAUGCCAGUCUGCAAAGAAUCUUGUUCCAUUAGGUCUUUUUGAGGUACAGAAAGAAAACACAGAAUUACUGCGUCAGAGUUUACCCGCAGAGUUCAUCACUGAUAUAAAAUCUGUCAAAUAUAUUUCUAUAGGCGCAAAAAAUAUUGCCAUCCGUAUUCGACUAGGCGGUGAUCUGAUGAACGCAGUUUAUGUAUUUGGACUUGCUGGAUUUAGUUCUAAUUAUCCAUGCACUUUUUGUACACAACAUAAAGAUGAUCUUCAUGUCACAGAAGAUACAGCUUAUGAUAAAACUAUCACAGAAGGAAAAGGAAAGAAUAAGCAAACGUUCACUAUUCGUGUAGGUCCUACUUCAUAUCAUGACUCUUCUAAAAAAGCACGCUCUCUUGUUGAACAAACUCUAUGCUUAGCCAAAAACGCCAAUGAGUUAGGUUAUAAAUGUGAACCUCUUUUUGGAGAUCUCUUCGAUUAUCAAGAUUACUGUGUUGAUACACUUCACAUGAAACUGAGAAUUUUUGAUGUUAUU
Adineta ricciae is the source of this 1833-nucleotide messenger RNA. Lineage: Eukaryota; Metazoa; Rotifera; Eurotatoria; Adinetida; Adinetidae. The record is from the annotation of a GenBank genome assembly.